AUGUUCAAUAAGUUAGACGAGGUCUCAGCAUCAAUUUCCACCGAAUUAUACAAUGUUGUCGUAAUUACUGAAACAUGGUUAAAUUCACGAAUAACUGAUGAACUUAUUCGUAUACCUGGCUGUGUAUCGUGCCGAAGGGAUAGACCGAAUAACCAACAAGGGGGCGGUCUUUGCACCUAUUUCAAUUCUCAACUUAAUUUUACUGAAUUAACUGACCUGAGUGAGCCAGAAAUUGAGAGUCAAUGGUUUCUAAUCAGAAUGGAACGUUUACCACGAGGAAUCAACUCUAUUUUAUUGGAAACAGUUUACCAUCCUCCUCAGAGCGAUGACCAUGUUCUUCGAAUGCAUAUCUUCAAAUGUUUGGAUUCUUUACUUGCCACCUAUCCUAAUUCUGCCAUCUUGGUCCUUGGUGAUUUCAAUCAAUUCCAACCAGGCAAUCUCUGCAACUCUUUUAGAUUGAAGAAACUGGUUACCAAGCCCACCAGGGAAAGUAAUAUCCUUGACCAAGCUUUUUCAACUCUGUCACCUUACUACGAUGCCAUCAUCCUGCCUCCUAUUGGUCAAUCCGAUCAUUCCAGUAUCUUACUACAACCUAUUUUGACACAUGCUCCAAGUCUACCAACCACACGAUUGCAAAAGCGUGAUUAUCGAGCUCCUAACAAACAAAAUUUGAUCUCUCGUCUGAAUACUGUUAACUGGACGCCACUCAUGCGGCUGAAUUCAUGCGAGGAACAACUGGAUUCUUUCCAGUCGGUAGUUCACGUUGCUUUGAAUUCCUGUAUCCCCAUGCGUACUGUGAAACAUCAUCCUAACGACAAACCAUGGAUUACUCCUGUUAUUAAAGAAUCUAUUAAGAAACGUCAACAAGCUUGGUUGAAUAAUGACUUACACCAAUAUAAUGUUUAUCGCAAUAAAGUGAUAAAACUCUGCAAGAGAGCACGCCAAAGAUUCUACAAUGACAAAAUUAAUCACAUGCAUGAGAGUAAUCCUAAAAAGUGGUGGGACGGAAUCAAGCUGUUGUCUGGACUUUCUAAUCCUCCCCCGUUAACAAGCUUAGCCGUAAAUGGCACUGUUUUGAAGGACUUCGAUCUUGCUGUCGCUAUUAACGAAUCCUUUUGCAGUGUUGCUGCUGACAUACCACAACUAAACUUUACUCCCAUACCUGUUUCCAACAUUCCUGAUGAGUACAUUAUUACCCGUGAUGCCGUAGAACUUGCUUUGGUGGCUGUCCAAGAUCGCAAGUCUGUAGGACCUGACGAGAUUCCCAAUUGGCUCUUGAAAACCUGCGCCACAACUAUUAGCAUCCCUGUGUGUUCCAUGUUUAACUCUUCUAUUAGAGAAGAUCGUGUCCCCGGGCUGUGGAUAUGUGCGGAUGUCCUCCCGUUGGGGAAGAUCUCUAGACCGAAGUCUAUUGAUACGGACCUUAGACCUAUAUCUCUAACUGCAGUAUUGAGCAAAAUUCUUGAGUCUUUUGUUUUCAACUGGCUUGCACCUAUUGUUAUGCCAUACAUCGACCCUUUCCAGUUUGGUAGUGUGAAAAAGUCUUCAACCACUCACGCCCUCGUGCAUUUAGUCCACUACUGGCUCUCUGCCCUGGAAACGCCUAACACCAUUAUCCGAACCUGCUUCAUCGAUUUUUCCAAAGCGUUUGAUCGAAUUGAUCAUAACAUUCUGAUGCGCAAGUUACAGCUUCUCAAUGUUCCACCGGUCCUAUUAAACUGGUGUUCAUGUUUUCUUCAAGGCAGACAGCAGCGCGUCAAAUUAAAAACUUGUAAAUCUGAUUGGAAAGAAAUAAAAGCUGGAGUUCCGCAAUGUACCAAACUUGGUCCUCUGUUCUUUCUUAUAAUGGUCAAUGAUCUGUCCAGCGAAUUGCCUUUGUACAAGUAUGUUGACGAUUGUGCAAUCUCUGAAGUCGUUAGAGUAUGUGAACCGGAUCUACCAAAAUUACAGCAAGAACUUGACAACGUGACCCAGUGGUCAAGUGCGAACAACAUGAAGUUGAACGUUAAAAAAACUAAAGAUUUCACCGUGUCAUUUUUGAUCAAUCAACCCUUGGCGCAACCCUUGAUUGUCAAUAACCAACCCCUGGGGCUGUUAAUACCAUCAAGCUCCUGGGGGUAA
Molecule: messenger RNA, 2121 nt
Organism: Paramuricea clavata
Lineage: Eukaryota; Metazoa; Cnidaria; Anthozoa; Malacalcyonacea; Plexauridae
Source: the annotation of a GenBank genome assembly